Messenger RNA from Talpa occidentalis (Iberian mole), 562 nucleotides. RefSeq names its product EKC/KEOPS complex subunit LAGE3-like. The record is from RefSeq and is a predicted model, not a curated record. The transcript has 3 exons. Gene Ontology annotation, cellular component: EKC/KEOPS complex. The coding region runs from base 1 to 420 and encodes 139 amino acids. NCBI's taxonomy places the organism in Eukaryota, Metazoa, Chordata, Mammalia, Eulipotyphla, Talpidae.
AUGCAGAGCCCCGAUGCUGGAGCACAGGGCGCCGAUGAGCAGCCCCAGAUGCCUCAGGGCGCGGACGGCCAGGGCAGCCUCGGGGCAGGCUCGGGUGCCGCCCGUGCCCCGCAGGCUCCGGGGCCGGCAGGAGGUGCCGCACCCGUGGCGGUGGCCUCGGGGCCCGAGAGCAAAGUGCUGCAGUGCACCCUCAGGGUGCCCUUCCUGUCCCCGCUGGACGCGAAUGUGGCCUGCUGGUUCCUGACCCCGGAGGUGGAGCCGCGCGUGCAGCUGGUCCGCAAGGAUCUCAGCGUGGUCGGCAGCGACCUGGUGGUCGUCAUGACCUCGGAAGAGCUGUGUUUUCUGCAAAUUUCCAUCGACGCCUUCCUGGACCAGCUUUUCCUGGUGACGCACAUCAUCCACCGCUCGGGCUCCUUCUGACGCCGGCCUCCGUGGCGCCGGGGCCCAACCCUGCCUGCCCAUGCCGGGGGCCCGGCUCGUGGCCGGUGUGGCCCUUGGAGCCCGGGGGCUCUUCCGGUCGCUGGAGGAGGGGUGCUUCAGUGUUGUUACCUGGGCAAGUAAA